Sceloporus undulatus (fence lizard) is the source of this 2583-nucleotide messenger RNA. It is a transcript of the gene CHM, whose product is annotated as CHM Rab escort protein. The record is from RefSeq and is a predicted model, not a curated record. Bases 58 to 2037 code for a protein of 659 amino acids. Gene Ontology annotation, cellular component: nucleus; Rab-protein geranylgeranyltransferase complex; cytosol. The transcript has 15 exons. Gene Ontology annotation, biological process: small GTPase-mediated signal transduction; vesicle-mediated transport; protein geranylgeranylation. Lineage: Eukaryota; Metazoa; Chordata; Lepidosauria; Squamata; Phrynosomatidae. Gene Ontology annotation, molecular function: GDP-dissociation inhibitor activity.
CCAGGAGUUGACGUAGCGUCGUCACGUGACCGACAGCGACGGGUUCCCCUUUUCAAAAUGGCGGACAAUCUCCCUUCGGAGUUUGAUGUGGUGGUCAUAGGAACGGGCUUGCCUGAAUCUAUCAUUGCGGCAGCAUGCUCAAGAAGUGGCCAGAGAGUUCUCCAUGUGGAUUCGAGGAAUUACUAUGGAGGAAACUGGGCAAGUUUUAGUUUCUCUGGAUUAUUGUCCUGGAUAAAAGAGAACAAAGAAAGAGCUGAACCAUGUGGGGAAAACACUGCCUGGAAAGAGCUGAUCCUUGAAAAUGAAGAAGGCAUUCCUCUUAACAAAGUAGACCAAACUAUUCGAAAUGUUGAAGACUUCUGCUAUGCCAGUCAGGAUUCAUCUGAAGAUGUGGAAGAAGCUGGUGCAUUGCCAAAAAUGUCUGCCUUGGUUAUUUCUGCUUCUAGUGAGGUUGUGGAGGAAGUCUUUGCUACAUUGGAUGAUGACAAGGAGACUCUUCCUUCUGAGGAUCAUUCAUUGGAGGCUAAAGGUGAAGAAACAUGCUCCAAAAGUGUUGCACAGUAUGAUCCACACUGUACAGCUGACAAAGAUAGUGUAGAAGAAACCUCACCAAGAGAGAAAUGCUGUGACAGUGCAACACCUGAUCAGUUGGUGUCGGAAACAGAAAACAGUGAAUCUGCAUCUAUGACUGAAACAUCAGUUGAACCAUGGAAAAUUACUUAUUCCCAAAUUGUUAAAGAAGGGAGACGAUUUAAUAUUGAUUUAAUUUCCAAGUUACUGUAUUCUCGAGGAUUGUUGAUCGACCUCCUGAUUAAGUCAAAUGUUAGUCGAUAUGCUGAGUUCAAAAAUGUCACCCGGAUACUUGCAUUUCGAGAAGGGAGAGUGGAACAGGUGCCAUGUUCCAGAGCUGAUGUCUUCAAUAGCAAACAAUUGACAAUGGUGGAAAAGAGAAUGCUGAUGAGAUUUCUGACAUUUUGCCUAGAUUUUGAACAGCAUCCUGAUGAAUAUCAAGCUCAGAAGGAGUGUAAAUUUUCAGACUAUUUAAAAACCCAGAAACUGACUCCCAACUUGCAACACUUCAUCUUGCAUUCCAUCGCAAUGGUCCCAGAGGACACUUGCUACACCAUAGAUGGGCUGAAGGCAACCCAGAAGUUCCUGCAGUGCCUUGGCCGUUAUGGCAAUACACCCUUCUUAUUUCCUUUGUAUGGCCAAGGGGAGAUUCCACAGUGCUUUUGCCGGAUGUGUGCUGUAUUUGGUGGUAUCUAUUGCCUCCGCCACUCUGUCCAGUGCCUUGUUGUGGACAAAGAAACGAGAAGGUGUAAAGCUGUUAUAGAUCAUUUUGGUCAGAGAAUAAGUGCCAACUACUUUGUUGUGGAAGACAGUUACCUUUCAGAGGAAAUAUGUGCACAUGUGUCUUACAGGCAAAUCUCCCGAGCAAUUCUCAUUACUGAUGGAUCAAUACUGAAAUCAGGCUCAGAUCAACAGAUUUCCAUUUUGACCAUCCCACCUAUAAAAUUAGGUCAGCCACCCAUUUGCCUCAUAGAACUCUGUUCUUCAGCCAUGACAUGCAUGAAAAACACAUAUUUAGUUCAUUUAACUUGUUCUUCUGUUAAAACUGCUAAAGAAGACUUAGAGCCUGCUGUGGAGCAGUUAUUCAGUGAAGCCACAGAAACAGGAGAUAAAGGAGCAGGAGAAGGACAAAAGCCUCAGAUUCUCUGGUCAGUCUAUUUCAACAUGAAAGACUCAUCUGAUAUAAACAGGGCUUCAUAUGACAACUUACCCUCCAAUAUCUAUGUUUGUUCUGGGCCAGAUAGUGCUUUGGGGAAUGACUGUGCAGUCAAACAGGCUGAAGCUAUUUUUCAAGAGAUGUUCCCCAAGGAAGAAUUCUGCCCACCACCUCCAAAUCCAGAAGAUAUAAUCUAUGAUGGAGAUGGUUCUCAACCAGAGGAUCCUGGAUUUGGUAAUCCACCAGAAGACAAGCCAGAGAAUAUACCUGAGAAGAACAUCGAAGAGAAGGAAGGGCCCCCUGAGGAAUGAAUUGAUGAUAAGGCCAUAACUAUAUCCAAGUCAUGAUAGACUCUGACUAAGGUUCAGUCAUUUCAGAAGAAUAACCAACAGUUUGUCAUAUGGUUCCAUUGGAACAUUACAAAGAUGAGUUGAAAUGGGACAGGAUUUUGUCUACCAUCACAUGCUGAGAUGUAAUACAUGCUUGGUUUAUUUCUCAUGGAAAUAUAUGUUACUGUUUUGUAAAUAGGUUCCCCCAUUCCAUGCGGUUUACUGAAUUCAACAGCAGCACAAUGGUUUGUUUGGUUUGUUUGGAUUGAUUUUCUUUUAAAAGUGAUAUUAAACCCCCAAUUGCAUUCUCAGAAAACAACUUGGGUGGAUUAGAGGGCAGGCAGUGGCCAACAGCAUUCUGGUUUUAGUUGAUCUCACAGAAGAUCUUCAUCAGAAGGAAAGAAUUCAGGUACUAUUCCAUUUUCUUUGGCUUGCUGUGCAGAAUGUCACAGAAGUGGCUUUGAAGCUCCGCUGUCAUAUGCUUGCUAGAAAUAUACAAUAAAAUAGAUAUUCUUGCCUUCUUGGAAA